AUCUCUCAACUGUUUAAAAAUAUGUCAACUUACACUUGAUAAUAUUAUAUUAAAAUGGAAUUCAGUUCAACACCAGUUAAACGGAUCAGAUUCCGAGGAGAUUCUUUUCAAGCUGAAAAUGAAUUUCUACUUGAUAAUGAUAACACUGAAGACUUUCACACUUUCAAAAAUGGAGAAAUUCCAAAGGAAAAUGAACAAGCAAAUUUCGGACUGCUAGAUUUUUUGAGAGUGGAGCUCAAUCGAGGCUACUGUUUAAAUCAUGACGAGGAACGAUAUACUGCAAGACGGGAGAAAAUAUAUUCAUUUAUGAAAAUACCUCGAGAGUUAGAAAAGUUUCUUGCAUACGGCUGCAUGCAAUGUGCUGAUUCGUUCCUUUACAUCUUCACUUUCCUUCCUGUUCGAUAUAUAAUGGCAUUGUGGGCUUUACUCACAAGACCUGUGAUUAGAUGUCUGAGAAACAGAAGAGACUAUCAGAGGCUUUUAUCUCCAGCUGAGACUUGUGAUUUACUGAAAGGGACCUUGUGGUUCGUUGUAAGCUUUGCUCUUCUGUAUGCUGAUACAAACAUGUUAUAUCAUCUUAUCAAAAGUCAGUCGAUAAUCAAACUUUACAUGUUCUACAAUAUGCUUGAGAUUGGAGAUCGAUUGCUUUCAGCAUUUGGACAAGACAUCAUUGAUGCACUUUUUUGGACAGCAACCGAACCUAAAACUCCUCACAAACGACAUUUGAGUGUGUUUGCUCAUUUUCUUUUCGCCAUCAUUUAUGUUCUAUUGCACAGCAUUUUAGUCAUGUUCCAAGCGACUGCUUUAAAUGUUGCUAUAAACUCCAGCAACAAAGGACUUCUCACCAUCAUGAUGAGCAAUAACUUUGUUGAACUGAAAGGAAGCGUUUUCAAGAAGUUUGACAAGAACAAUUUAUUUCAACUGACUUGUUCGGAUGUCCGUGAAAGGUUCCAUCUAUCAAUUCUCCUUGUCAUAGUGAUGAUUCAAACAAUGCGUGAAUAUAAUUGGAAGAGCGAACAAUUUUUUGUCAUGCUUCCAGAUUGUUUCUGGGUGAUGUUCACUGAAUUUAUUGUUGAUUGGAUUAAGCAUGCGUUUAUAACAAGAUUCAAUGAAAUUCCUAUCGACGUUUACAAAGAGUACACAAUAAGUUUGGCUUAUGAUGUGACUCAGACAAGACAAAAACAUGCGUUUUCGGAUCACUCGGACCUUGUUGCAAGACGAAUGGGUUUCAUUCCUUUUCCACUUGGAGUCGUGUUAGUUAAAGCUUUAUAUCAUUCACUUUCUUUUACAAAUUUCGGCUCUGCUGUGCUGUUUCUUGCUGCUUACUCUUGCUUAUUUUCAUGUCGUGUACUCAACACAAUUUGUACACUUGGGAAAGCUUGUGAUAUUAUGCAAAAGCACGAAGAUGAUAAAAUUGCUGAAAAGUUUUCAAAUCAAACUCCAGCUUGUUCAAUCAUCAAAUCUAAAAAUGUUUCAAAUGGCAAAGUUGAUUCCUCAACAUCACCUUUGCAUAGAACAUCUUUAAUUAAUUCACCAGAUCAAUCUCCUGUAAUAUCAUCAACAACUCCAAGUCCAAUCCGAAUUAUAAAUGUUCAGUCACCGUCAUCGCCGUCUCCUGACGACAAACGUCUUAAGCUUGACUCGUCACUUGGUGCAACUGCGUUGUUCUCUAACUCAGACGUAGAUCUUGAAGACAUGGGAAUACUUAAUUCAAAAGUUAUUGAACAAACUGUAGAAGAUAAGAUUCAAUCAAUAGACGAUUCAUUAAGAGCAGGAAGUGAACCUGACUUGGCGAAUAUUCCAGUAGAAUCUUCAUUAGAGGAAGAUGAAUUGCAGCCCACACUCAAUAGAAGACGCUCUCAUAAACGUUCUGAAAAAAAAGAUCAAGAUGAGGUUUGUUUACUAAAAGAUGAAACUGACGACCUUUUAAGUGGAAAAGAAUUAAAAAGCAAUCUCGACAGUGAAAUUGCAGAAGCAUCAGCAAAUAUUGUGACAGAUAAAAUGUCAAACAGUAAAGAAUUAAGCAAAGAAAAAGCUGAUCUUAAUGAAAAAGUCAACGAUGGCAGCAUGUUUUCAAUUAUCUACUCGACUGUCAAGAAAGUCGCAAUCGUUGGCGUGGUUUACUUUGUUGGGUAUAUGAAUUGGAGCUUUGCGUGGCUGUUAUGUCCUUUAGUGUUCAGUGUAGUACGAGAACAAUAUCGUUCACAACAUGAAAUAAGAAGAGCUGUAGCGAAAGCGAGUGCAACUUCAAGUGACAAGGAAGUCAUCCUUGCUCGAUUGAAUGAUUUGCCAGCUUGGGUUUUCUUCCCCGAUAUUGAACGUUGCGAAUGGUUGAACAGAAUCCUUAAACAAGUUUGGCCAAAUGCAAAUCAUUACACAAGAUCUCUCAUCAAAGAUAAAAUCGAACCAAAUGUACAAAAAGCUCUCGCUGGUUACAAGCUUAAUGGCUUCAAAUUCGAUCGAAUUAUUCUUGGAACGAUUCCACCACGCAUUGGAGGUGUGAAAGUUUACGAUAAAAAUAUAUCGCGAAAUGAAGUCAUCAUGGAUCUUGAUUUAUUCUAUGCUGGUGAUUGUGACAUAAACUUUGUCCUUGGAGGAAUGAGAGGAGGAAUUAAAGAUUUUCAAGUCCACGGCACCUUGAGAAUCGUCAUGAAGCCAUUAAUCUCACAAAUACCGCUGUUUGGAGGAAUGCAAAUCUUUUUCUUAAAUAACCCUAAUAUUGAUUUCAACUUGGUUGGUGUUGUUGAUUUAUUGGACAUGCCUGGACUAAGCGAUCUCUUACGUAAAAUCAUCGUCGAUCAAAUUGCAGCCUUCAUGGUUCUUCCUAAUAAGUUACCAAUCAUUUUAAGUGAAGAAAUCGAAGCUCUUUCAUUGAAAAUGCCUGAGCCUGAAGGUGUGCUUCGUGUUCAUGUUGUUGAAGCUAAAAACUUGAUGAAAAUGGACAUUGGCAUGUUGGGAAAAGGAAAGUCCGAUCCUUAUGCAAUUGUCACUGUUGGUGCCCAACAAUUUCGUACACAGAUUAUUGACAACAAUGUCAAUCCUAAAUGGGACUAUUGGUGUGAGGCAAAAAUUCACGCUGAAUCUGGCCAGACAUUACAAUGCAAUUUAUACGACAAAGAUGAUGCAAAGGAUGACGAAAUGCUUGGAAUGUACGCUGAGAUUAAUGAGACUCUUGUACAAGAACUGUUAAUUACAUUAUGGGACUACGAUGGAUUUUUCCCAGGAGUACAAGGGGAUGAUUUCUUGGGCCGGGCGACUGUGGAAAUUUCAACCGUCGUUCGAAAAAGCGAAGUUGAUACCUGGCUGACACUUGAACAAGCCAAGCAUGGAAUGGUUCACUUGCGAUUGACGUGGAUGCAGUUGAGCACUGAUAAAAGUGAUUUGAAAGCUGCUUUGGCAGAAACACAAAUGCUUCGGGUUACUGACAUGAGUACGGCAUUGUUAACAGUUUUCAUAGAUUCUGCAAAGAACUUACCGCAUGCUCGACAGCAAAGUAAUCCAGACCCAUACAUUGUCCUUUCUGUUGGCAAAAAAACAGAACAAACUGCUGUUCAGAUGAGAACCGAUGCACCAGUCUGGGAACAAGGCUACACUUUCCUGGUUGCAAAUCCUGAAAACGAUACAUUGCAAAUGAAAGUUGUCGAUAACAAAACACAAAACGAAAUCGGAAAAUUAUCUUACAUCAUUGCUACGUUGUUGGAUAAAAAAAAUAUGGAAAUAAUAAAUCAACCUUUCCAAAUUCAGAAGAGUGGACCUGAAUCAAAAUUAAUUAUGACGUUACAACUAAGAAUCUUAAAAAGAUCUGAACCAAUUCCUGAUGACGAAGAUGAAGAGAUGAUUGGUGAUGUUGUUGCAAAAGAAGAUCCGUCGAAAUCUCCACUUAAGAAACAAGAUUCAAGAGUCUCUCGAAGCACAGUGAAUGAUGCAGUCAUUGAAGAACCAAUAGAAAGUUCUUCUGUUUCAGCAAAUCUUUCUGCUGCCCCACCGUCACCAACUGCUUCAAAAACAUCUGAUUUGUCAACCUCAUCCUUUGAACGCAAUCCAUCAAUCAAAUCAUUCGAUGGCGAAGCUGGUUCUCUUGGUGCCAUCAAUUUAACUGUUCAAUAUUCCGUUCAACGUCAGCGAUUGAUAGUCAUAGUUCAUAAGAUCAGAAAUAUCCCAUUAAAGGAUCCUAACAACAUCCCUGAUCCUUAUGUGAAGUUGUAUUUAUUGCCUGGUCGCUCAAAGGAUUCGAAGAGGAAGACGAACGUGAUCAAAGAUAAUUGCAACCCUGUUUUCGAUCAAACUUUUGAAUACUUAAUUUCUACAGCUGAAUUGUAUUCAAGCUCAUUGGAAGUAACUGUUGCGACCCAAAAAGUUAUUGGCUCUCCAAUAUUAGGCAUGCUUAAAAUUGAGUUGAAAGAUCCUGAAAUUCAGGGAGUUGGCAAGAAUUUCUGGUGGAAUUUACUUCCAGAAUUUAAAUCUACUGAAUUUUUUCUUAAGUUUGAAGCAUCAUCGCCACUUUUUGAGUUAUCACCGCCAUCAUCCGGCGCUUUAUCACCGCCCACACCUUUAGCUAGUAAUUCAAAUUCAAUUUCUGAUAAAAUGGAUUCGUCAAUAAACAACCCUUUGUUAACAACUGCAUCAAUGCCAAUUCCAACCCGUAAUGUCACAUCAAAUUGCAAUAUGAGCAAUAAUAACAAUCGUACAACGAAUGAUUUUUCUGAUGUUAUUUUUGAGUUUGAAAAUUCAAAAUCGCCGCUUAGUACAAUAAGCGAAAAUCCGAAACAAAACAACCAAACUCCGAUGGUCAUUAAUUACACAGACGGCAGCACAUUUGGAUUCCAGCAGAAUUCAUUCUCCGGGGGUAGUGGAAGCAAUUUAAUGUGGGACGGAGUAAGUCCCAUGAUGAACACAGCAUCUGAUACCAACACAAUGGGAGGGUUAAGCGACAAGUCUGGACCGUUCCAUAUGGACGAAGAUGACAUUUUUCAAGUUGAUAAAUCUGAUCUGAUUCAAGGUCCGACAUUAGCUGAACUGAAUGGUGAUAAUUUAUAUGUUGAUUUGUUGAAUAUUGACGACAUUCUUGCUGUUGAUUCAAAUCAGUACUUGCAACAAUCGAACAUGCAAAAUUUGACACAACUCACAGCUGUUAAUUUCCAAAGCCUUCAAAAUGCCAUUAAUGAGUCGUCACAAGCAGAGCAGCUUUCUCCAAAUCAAUAUCAGAAUAUUACGAUACCACAAACACCCCACAACACCCCGAUACCGUCUUUUCAAACAAAUGGUGGACAAUUGAUCUUCUACGACGAUCCAUCCAGCAACAAUUCUUCAUUUAAUGUUUAUUCGCCACCUAACACGCUUUCAAUUUCAAAUCAUUUGCGUAACGCUCCAACUAGCACAACUACAACAAUGACAGCAUUUUCACCAGGAAGUCAAAGUCAUAGUUCCACUUCAACAUCAUCAAUUGCAUUAAAUUCAUCGCUUAGUCCACCUCAUUCACAGAAAUCAUUCACGACAUCACGUGUCAGACAAUCGAGAAGUGGACGCUCAUCCGGACUUGUCCAACAUAAUCCCAAAUAUUCAACACUUCAUUCACUUCUCAUGAAGAAAGAUCCAACAAGUGCUGAGAAGUCAAUGAUGGGAAAGAUUCAACACGCUGUUGCUUCAUCUCCAAGUCAACUUGUUACUCAUACAUCGGCAGUGUCACCAUCGGGACUGCCAACAAGACGCUUGAACAUGCAAGGUGGUGGAUUUGUGUCGAGACUUUCUUCAUCUGCUCCCACACAUUUGGGACUCGAACAAAUUUGGCAACGACGUGAGCCACGACCUCAUUUGUUAUCGACUGGAAGUUUGGCUGAAGGUCAUGGAUCAACAUCGUCACUUAGUGGAGAAAUUUUAAGUCCUGAAAACAUUGAUUUCUCUCAGGAUGAAGCUUACUCGGAUGACGACGACAGCGAUCAUUAUGAAGACUUCAGUUCAGACUCUGACGGAGAUGACAACAAAGACCAGCUUAGAAGUAUGUCAUCGAAUGACAGUAACAACAACCAAAAAUCAUCGAAUUUCUCUAGCAGCAAGAAGAAUGCUCGUUUCUUUUGGCAAUAUAAUGUUCAAGCGAAAGGUCCAAAAGGUCAACGAUUAGUCAUCAAAACGCAAGCUGAAGAUCCACAUCAUUUGAAUGAAGUCACAGAUCCUGUGUUCAGUCCUAAUUGUUCUGUGCGUGGAAUAAAAUCCAUUCAAAUAAAGCAUAGCGGAAAGGCCCGCAAAGGAGAUGGAAACGAUCUCACUCCCAAUCCUAAAAAGUUAAAUGCUAUUGGAAAGGAACUUGAUAAGUUGGGACGGGUUAUUAAUGACAUGACACCAGUGAGCGAAUUACCUUUCAAUGUUCGUCCUAAAACACGCAAGGAGAAGAAUAAGUUGGCGUCAAGAGCUUGUCGUUUGAAGAAGAAAGCUCAACACGAAGCUAAUAAAAUUAAGUUAUUUGGAUUGGAGAAGGAACAUAAAUCCCUCUUGAAUGGAAUUCAUCAAAUGAAACAAUUACUAGCAUUGAAAUGUAGCAGCAGUCAUGACACUCAAGAAGAAAUCAAUCAGAGAAUGGAGCAAGUUGUUGUGGAAUCGACAACAGUGAAGAUAGCUGAGAAUUCGACUGAAUAUGUCAAUCGAGUGCUGGAUCGAAUGAAAGCUGGUAAUCCAACAGGUGGUUUGGAGGAAUAUUAGAAUAACAAAAAGUCAAAAAUGAAAACCAAAAAAAAAUUAUUAUUCAUCAGAAAAGAAUUGAUGAUAUCAAGACAUGAUAUGUGAGUGUGUUCAAUUGAUAAAAUUUCAUAAAAAUUUGCUUGAUUUUUAAUUCUUUGAUAAAACCUAAAAGUGUGCUAAGAUUUUUGUGAAAUUUAAGAUAUUUCGGAUGAGAAAGAAAAAAGAAAAGUUUUUGAUACAAAAGUUAAAGAAUUUUACGCCGUUGUUUUUUUAUUUGAUAUUUUAAGAGGUCGUAACCAUUAUUUUUAUGAUGAUGAUGAUAUGGAAAUGUUUCGUGGAGAAACGAAAGAGGAAAGUUUUUUAUUUUGUUAAGAAAUUUCAAAUUUAUGUACAUAUAUAAUCAUAACGAGACUUUUAUAUAAUCGUAGUAAGGUAAAGUUCAAGAAAUAAGUAAUAUUCAGAGCACUAACGAAAGUAAAACAAUAGUAACAGUUACCUGAGAGUUGCAACGUAAGUUGAUGAAAAUAUUUUAUGAUGAAACAUUUACAAUUUAUGUAUGUAGAAGGAACAUCAAUUAUCUACAUAAAAUUAUGAUGAAUGUAGCCAUUAUCCAGUGAACUUUUGAUUUUAAGAGUAAUAACAACAUGUAAAAUAAUCACGAGUAUGACUUACGCAUAAGAAAGAUCGAAAUUUGUGUAAGUUUGUAAGUGAUUAAUUUACUUUGAUAUUAUUACAUUUCAAUUUAUAAGUUUAAUGAAUUCUUUGCAUAAUAUUAAUAUUCUUGAAAUAAUAAUUUAACCAUGGCUCAAAAUAACAUAAAUUAUAAAAGAUUUGUUGUUUGUAUUGAAUGCAUGGAGAGGACAAUGAUGGGCCAUAAAAAGAAGCAUUUUUAUUGAGAUUACGACUCAUUCAUUUGUAAUUACAAUGUAAUGAUUAUUAACAAUGAAGAUAAAGGAAGAAGGAAAAAAAGAGAAAAAUUAUUAAUUUCACCCAAUCUAAUGUCGUUUUGAUUCUACUAAUAGAAGCAAGAUACCUAUUAAUGUACGAACACAUUACUCGUAUUCGGUACAAAUAAAAGAGAAAUAAAAAUAAAAAUCGUGGCUAAUUAAGUGUUAAAGUUGUGAAAUUGUCACAAGUUAAAACAUCAGAAUUUAGACUUUAUAAACUUAUAUAGAUAUUUAUUCUGAAGAAAAAUGUUAAAUAUUUCAAGAAAUGUCAUCAAUUACUUUAUUUAUCUACUAAACGAGCUCAAGCUCAUUAUUUUUCGCUAGUAGUUGUAAACUUCAUACCUAAAUGCGAGAAAGUGACACGAAAACGAAUUCUUACUUUCUUUAUUUUGUAGCUGUGAUUUGUUUUUUGCAUAAAAUUUUUAUUUUUCUUUUCUUCGUAUCCUUUGAGCGCCUCUCCACUUACAAAAUUAUAUUAAUUUUCCAAAAAAAAAAGAAAAAAAUUAAUCUUUAAGGUGAUUGAUGUGAUUGAACUAAAAAGUUAUUGUUUUUAUGUUUGAAAUGGGCAAAGAGAAAUAAAAGAGUUAUGUGCAUAAAUAUUCACAUAAAAUAUAUUUUUAUAAGCAUCCUUAUGUGUAAACACAAUAUUUUAUGAUUUGCUACGCUUUAAAAACUGACCAUUACUGGUCCAUUUUCCUCUCAAAACUUUUAAAACAGAAAAGCUUAAUUUAUAGAGUGCCAUAACGAAGAAGAACAUUGAAAAGAACACGAUAUGGUUUAUUUAAUUAAGGAUGGUACAAAAUGAUGUUCAGAAGUGAUAGGAAUAUUCUUCAUUUUAAAAAGAAAUAUCUAUUACAUUUAUCCAUAAAUUUAAGUCUCUGUUAAAUUCUAGAGACUUUAAAACUAACUAUUUACCUCGAACGGACCAGAGAAUGAUCUAUAGAUUUAAAAAUACUUACUUACAUGAAAAAGGAUUCAACAAUGUGGAAAUGAGAAGGAAAUAUGUAUUUACAUGAUAAAAAGCAUACAACACAUAAUGUUCUGUAUAUAAAUAUUUUUAACAAAACUAAAAUAUUUCAUUUUAAAGCUUGUAAACAAAAAUAACGGUUUAUGUAGUUUUCUAUGUAAUAUUAGAGUAUUGGAAAUGUUAAAAAAGUCGAAUGAAUGAAGAUGAAAUAAAAAAUUCAAUUAUUUUUAUAUUUUUUGCGCAGAAGAAAGGAAAGU
Molecule: messenger RNA, 8843 nt
Organism: Clunio marinus
Lineage: Eukaryota; Metazoa; Arthropoda; Insecta; Diptera; Chironomidae
Source: the annotation of a GenBank genome assembly